AUGGGAAGCAGGCGCUUGCUCCUGCUCUCGGGUCUCGGUGUCUUGCUGGCUGUGUCAGGACCAGAAGCCAGGAAUUCUGGAGCCGUCUGUCCUCAGUGCCCUGAGCAUGCCUCCUGCCACAACAGCACCCACUGUGCUUGCGAAGAUGGAUUCCAGUCCAGGUCUGGGAGGAGAUACUUUCUCAGCUCCCGUGAGACGUGUGAAGAGAGCAGCAGUGGAAGGGAACAGUCACCAGUGAAUAUUUGGUCAAGCGAUCUGCUUGUCUCGGCUCCCAAAGAGGAUCCUGUGCUGACCGUGAUCACCCACGUGGGGCUCAUCCUCUCCCUGCUGUGCCUCUUCCUGGCCGUCCUCACCUUCCUUCUGUGCCGGCCCAUCCAGAACACCAGCACCACCCUCCACCUGCAGCUCUCCCUCUGCCUCUUCCUGGCCCACCUCCUUUUCCUCACAGGCAUCAACAGAACUGAGCCUGAGGGGCUCUGCUCUGUCAUUGCAGGGCUGCUGCACUACCUCUACCUGGCCGCCUUCACCUGGAUGUUCCUCGAAGGGCUGCACCUCUUCCUCACCGUCAGGAACCUCAAGGUGGCUAACUACACCAGCUCAGGACGAUUCAAGAAGAGGUUCAUGUACCCCGUAGGCUAUGGGAUCCCGGCUGUUAUUGUCGCUGUGUCUGCAAUAGCUGGACACAAAAAUUAUGGAACAUAUACUCACUGCUGGCUCAAGCUUGACAAAGGGUUCAUUUGGAGCUUCCUGGGGCCGGUGGGAGUCAUUAUCUUGAUAAACCUGGUGUUCUACUUCCAAAUUCUGUGGAUUUUGAGAAGCAAACUUUCCUCCCUCAAUAAAGAAGUUUCCACCAUUCAGGACACCAGAGUCAUGACGUUUAAAGCCGUCGCUCAGCUGUUUGUGCUGGGAUGUUCCUGGGGCCUUGGUUUUUUCAUGGUUAAAGAAGUAGGGAAGACGGUUGGCUUGGUCAUCGACUACUUAUUCACCAUCGUCAACGUCCUGCAGGGGGUGCUGCUCUUUGUGGUCCACUGUCUCCUGAAUCGCCAGGUAAGGCUCCUUAUGUCAUUGCCCAUCAUCCUAGCCCCAGCGUCUUAG
Molecule: messenger RNA, 1095 nt
Organism: Propithecus coquereli (Coquerel's sifaka)
Lineage: Eukaryota; Metazoa; Chordata; Mammalia; Primates; Indriidae
Product: putative EGF-like module-containing mucin-like hormone receptor-like 4
Exons: 10
Coding region: 1-1095 (364 amino acids)
Biological process (GO): cell surface receptor signaling pathway; adenylate cyclase-activating G protein-coupled receptor signaling pathway
Cellular component (GO): membrane
Molecular function (GO): G protein-coupled receptor activity
Source: RefSeq, a predicted model, not a curated record